This is a messenger RNA of Oppiella nova, 1032 nucleotides long. The record is from the annotation of a GenBank genome assembly. NCBI's taxonomy places the organism in Eukaryota, Metazoa, Arthropoda, Arachnida, Sarcoptiformes, Oppiidae.
GGUGUACCUGGUAAUCAGCUAGUCGAGGACAAACUGUGCCUGUUCAAAUACAAUAUUAACUCAACGUAUUGCUUAAUACUGCCGAAAUUGUCAUCGGAUGAGGACGUUAUGCACCAUAAGUCCGACAUAUUGACAGAGAUGACCAACUUUACACUUUACUACACCCUAUUGAUGAUCAUACCAUCGGUGGUGUCCUCGCUAUUUUUGGGCGCCUGGACCGACAAGUACCAGCCCGCCAAAAAGGCCUUGGUUAUUAUCGGAGCCUUUUGCGGCAUUUGCGAAGCAGUUAUUAAUGUCAUAAACGUUUGCUUAUAUGAUAUUUCGCCAUAUUAUACAAUAUUAAGUGGUAUCCCAAAUAUAUUCUCGGGAGGACUGUUGGGUCAGAUCACCGCCUUUUGGUCGUAUAUAGCGCUCACAACUCCCCGCAAAUACCUGGCCUUAAGAAUGACUUUUGCAGAACUCAUGAUGUCUUUAGCCUCGCCAGUGGGCACAUACGUAGGUGGGGCCGUACUUAACACCAGUCCCUUGAGCGCUGAUCAGGGCCAGUUGCACAAUUACAUCGGCGUGUAUAUCAUAUGCGGUGUGGCAAACCUACUGGCGCUCGUGUGGACCAUAUUCAAGGUGGACGAGAAGCGAGAUAUGGAGGAGUUUGAGCGCAGGUUUGGCACCCAUUCCUCCGAAGACAUGUCUGUCACCGAAGAGAUCCUUAAGAAACAGAAACAAUACGAAGACAACCGACACAUCCAUCCCAUAAAACUGCUCUUCGACUGCACUAAUGUUAAGGAUAUGUUGAAGACGUGUUGCAAACCGAGGGCUAAUCACGUGAGGCUUCAGAUAUGGCUACUGUUCCUGUCGAUGGCUAUCUAUAUCAUGGCAUACAUGGCUCCCGCUGUCUUCAUGUUUCAGUUCUGUCAGAAGAUUUACAAUUGGGAUUCAGAGAUCUAUAGCAAUGUGUCGGCCGGCGCCAGCUUUAUAUCAUGUGCGACCACUCUCAUCAUCGCACCCAUACUUAUCAAGUUGAAGUGGACCUAG